Molecule: messenger RNA, 2868 nt
Organism: Ilex paraguariensis (yerba mate)
Lineage: Eukaryota; Viridiplantae; Streptophyta; Magnoliopsida; Aquifoliales; Aquifoliaceae
Source: the annotation of a GenBank genome assembly
CCCGAGAUAAGUGUUGGUAGUCGUUUAUACCCCAAGCUGAUGUUAGCAACGAACGUGAUCCCUCUCUACUUGGGCCACCAAUCAGUGUCAUGCUGGUAUGGAGAGAGAAAGAGAGAUUUUCUUGUAGUCAACGGGGAACCUACAAGCAGAAUUGGAGAAAAGAUAUGGAGAAAGCCAGAGCAGACCAAUUCCAAUCUCAUCAGAACCUUUCCAUUCAUCCCAUUUAUGUUCUUUCCUUCAUCCUCACCAUAUAUGGGGUUCUUGUUGUUCUUCCUCACCCUUUCCUUAUCUAGUGCUCUUGUCUUUGGUCUUCCUUUGUCAGAGUUCGUUUAUCCAAACUUCACUGCUUCCAAUCUCCGAUUCAUUGACACCACCGGGACUUUCUUAUUUUCUCCGAAUGGAACAUUCAAAGCAGCUAUGUUCAAUCCAGGUACUGAACAAACCAACUAUUACUUAUGCGUUAUACACGUUGCAUCCAGCACCAUCAUGUGGUCUGCUAAUCGUGAUGCAGCCGCAUCACAAUCAGGAAAGAUGAUUCUAACUGUCAACGGUAUUAACAUCACUGAUCAAUAUGGCAAUUUCAUAUGGUCAACUCCACCAUUGAAGGCAUCGGUAUCUGCACUACAGCUAACUGAGAUGGGGAAUCUUGUGUUGCUUGAUCAACUUAAUGGGACUCUUUGGGAGAGCUUCCAUUACCCAACAGACACAAUUGUGAUUGGACAGCACUUGCCUGUUGGGAUGGUGAUAUCCAGCGCUGUAUCAGAUAGUAACUUGUCAACUGGUGAUUACAAGCUUGUAAUUACAGCCUCUGAUGCUAUUUUGCAGUGGCAGGGUCUAACAUAUUGGAAAUUGUCUAUGGAUUCCAAGGCCUAUAGAUACUCAAAUAUAGCAGUGGAAUAUAUGGCAAUAAACCAAACUGGUCUUUGUCUGUUUGGGAAAAAUGAAUCUCGAGCCAUAAUUCAGGUGACCUUGCUUCCAUCUGACUUUCGAAUUGCCAAGUUGGAUGUCUCUGGCCAGUUCAUUGUCAGUAGCUUUUCUGUUGCUGAUCAAAAGCAGGAAUUUGUGGGGCCAGUUGAUGAAUGCCGGCUUCCAUUCAUUUGUGGAAGGGUCAGUUUGUGCACUGAUGAUAUUGCAUCAGAUACUCCGGUAUGUUCUUGUCCAUCUAACUUCCAUGUUAGUUCACAGUAUUCGAACGAUUGUGUGCCAAGUGGUGAUCUAUAUUAUUUGCCAGUUUCUUGUAAUUCAAUCAAUAAUGGCAGUAAUUUGAAAUCAACAUCACUGUCAUAUUUGGGGCUCGGAUAUGGUAUGGACUACUUUGCCAAUGAUUUCACCAUGCCUAUCAAGUAUGGUGUUAGUUUAUUGGCCUGUCAAGAUCUCUGCUCAGCUGAUUGUUCUUGCUUGGGUAUUUUCCAUGAAAAUUCAUCUGGUUCUUGUUAUGUGCUUCUCCAUGAAUUGGGAUCAAUUAUGUCUUCUACCACAAAUGAUACUGAUCUUUUAGGAUUUGUCAAAACUUUAGUAAGAGAUUCACCGGCAAAUUUUCACAACAGUAAUAAAUUUAGUGGUCAAACACAGAAGUUUCCUUUAGUUGCUCUGGUGCUGUUGCCCUUCACUGGGUUUUCCCUGUUAGUCGCAGUGGGAUUCCUCUUGUGGAGAAGACAUAGGCUAACCACAACAGGAAAGGCAAAAGUAGUCAACCAAAACUCCCCUUCUUCGGGGGACCUGGAGGCCUUCUCCAUCCCAGGAUUGCCUAUAAGAUUUGAGUAUGAGGAUCUUGAGGCUGCUACAGAUAAUUUUACGACUCAGAUUGGGUCAGGUGGAUUUGGUGCUGUAUACAAGGGUGCACUUCCUGAUAAAUCUCUUGUUGCAGUGAAGAAGAUCACUAAUGUGGGUGCUCAAGGGAAAAAGGAUUUCUGCACAGAAAUUGCUAUUAUUGGAAAUGUUAACCAUAUCAAUCUGGUCAAGUUGAAAGGAUUUUGCGCUCAAGAGAGACAGAGACUGUUAGUGUAUGAGUAUAUGAAUCGUGGUUCUUUAGACCGCACUCUAUUUGGUAAUGGAGCAGUCUUAGAAUGGCAGGAAAGGGUCGAAAUAGCUCUUGGCACAGCACGCGGGCUUGCAUACUUGCAUAGUGGGUGUCAACAAAAGAUAAUUCAUUGUGAUGUCAAACCAGAGAAUAUUCUCCUACAUGAUAGUUUCCAGGCAAAAAUCUCUGAUUUUGGGCUCUCAAAGCUUUUAAGUCCCGAACAAUCCAGUCUAUUCACAACUAUGAGAGGCACUCGUGGUUAUCUCGCUCCUGAAUGGCUUACCAACUCUGCAAUCUCAGAUAAAACUGAUGUUUAUAGUUUUGGAAUGGUACUGCUUGAGCUUGUGAGUGGAAGGAAAAACUGCUCGCCACGAACACACAGCCAUAGCAUGGAGGGUGAUAAUAGUGGUGGCGGCCACUCAUCGUCUUCAUCAGGAACGGGACUUGUUUAUUUCCCUUUAUGUGCAUUAGAGAUGCAUGAGCAAGGGCGUUACUUGGAACUAGCUGAUCCAAGGCUAGAGGGACGGGUGACUAGCUAUGAGGUGGAGAAGUUGGUCUGUGUGGCUUUGUGCUGCGUUCAUGAGGAGCCUGCACUGAGGCCAACUAUGGUCAGUGUUGUUGGCAUGUUGGAAGGAGUGAUCCCUUUGACUAAGCCAAGAGCGGAAUCUUUGAAUUUUUUGCGCUUUUAUGGGCGUCGGUGUGCUGAGGCAUCCACAAUAGAAGAGACCAAUGGGCAAAGUGAUAUUAUGUUUUAUCAACAAGCAAAUACCUCUCCUACAUGCUCGAGAAGUGGCUCAAAUAUUCUGUUAUCUUAUGUUUCAUCACAACAAAUUUCAGGCCCGCGAUAG